Strongylocentrotus purpuratus (purple sea urchin) is the source of this 1915-nucleotide messenger RNA. It is a transcript of the gene fut10, whose product is annotated as alpha-(1,3)-fucosyltransferase 10. Gene Ontology annotation, cellular component: membrane. Gene Ontology annotation, molecular function: alpha-(1->3)-fucosyltransferase activity. NCBI's taxonomy places the organism in Eukaryota, Metazoa, Echinodermata, Echinoidea, Camarodonta, Strongylocentrotidae. The transcript is spliced from 3 exons. The coding region runs from base 107 to 1546 and encodes 479 amino acids. The record is from RefSeq and is a predicted model, not a curated record.
UCUACUUGUACUUGUACUGGCUGAGCAGAAGCUGGUAUUGUUAGCUUCAUAUUUUGCAGACAAAAAGGUGGUGUAACAUUGAAGAUCCUCAUUAUGUUAGUCAGACAUGAUGACGACCCUUCUAAGAUGGAAAAAAGUGAAAUUUGCAAUUAUAGCAGUCAUCAUACUGUUCCUUUUGUCGCUGUUUUGUUCGCUGCAAAUGCAGGCUGUAGGAUGGGAUGAAGAAAUAAUCUACACAGGAGAUGGACCUUUCUGGCAGAUGGAGGAUGUGGAAUAUGGAGGGAAGCAAGUGGACAUGGAUGGCCAUGAUGAGCAUGACAUCAACCAUGUGGAUGCAUCCAAGCUGACCAUACCACACCCCAUCAUCAUGUGGUGGACUCCAUUCAGCGGCGAGAGAGGUGAGGUCAAGACAUGUGGCAACGACCGAUGCUUCUUCACCAUCGACCGCCACUUCCAUCACCAUCCCAACACCAGCGCCUUCAUGUUCUACGGCACCGACUUCAAGCCUGACGAUGUCCCGGUGCCCAGGAAGCCGCAUCACGAAUGGGCACUCUUCCACGAGGAGUCACCGAAAAACAAUUACAUGUUGACGCAUCCAGAAUGCCUGACGCUGUUCAACCACACAGCGACAUUCAAGAGGAACUCUGACUUCCCCAUAACAACACAGUACUUAAAGAGCUUGGAGGAUCUGGAGAGUCGGAAGUAUCUAAAGACUCUGGAGGAAAAGAAACGGGCGGGGCUGGCCCCUGUCUUGUACGUCCAGAGCGACUGUAAUCCACCGUCUGAUAGGGAUAGCUACGUCCAAGAGCUCAUGAAGCAUAUCCGUAUUGAUUCCUAUGGCGCCUGUCUUCACAACAAAGACCUCCCGCAGGAACUCACAAACCCUCUCACCAUGUUCAAGAGCAACUUUUUUGAGAUCGUGUCGAAGUACAAGUUCACGCUUGCCUUUGAGAAUGCACUGUGUGAAGAUUAUGUCACUGAAAAGUUAUGGCGCCCCCUCAUAGCGGGGUCAGUGCCUGUAUACAGGGGCUCACCGUCUGUCCGUGACUGGCUACCUGACGAUCACUCUGCUAUCGUUGUGGAUGACUACAAAUCACCAAAAGAGCUUGCAGAUCACCUGAUAUACUUAGACAGCAAUGAUGAAGCUUAUGAAAAGCUACUGAAUUUUAAGAAAGUCGGUGCCACAAAUCCUCAUCUCAUCUCGACGAUGAAAAAUCGAGAGUGGGGCGUGAAUGACUAUACCCGGCCAAACUUCAUAGAGGGUCUUGAGUGUCUUGUCUGUAAUCGUUUACAUCAAAACCUCAAGGCAAAGAAGGAAGGCAAAUCUGAAAUCUCACACAUUGCCAAACCGGAGCAUUAUGCCUGUCCGAGGCCUGAGGCUUUCAGCGCUAAAUCACGUAGCUCUAUUCAAAUGUACAUUGAGUUACAUGAUGAGCAUGCAAAGAGAGCUAAAGCUCUGAGAGAGCUGGUAGAAUCCAAGACCAAUUUUACAUCAGAGCAGUAUUCUGCGUUGGUUUAUAAAUAUCUAACGGGGGAAAGACACUAAAUCAUGCUAUAACAGUACAAUUGUAAAGCUGUACAAUUUAUUGUCUGUCAAGAGCCAGAGGGGUAUUAAUUCAUAUAUAAGGAGUAAAUGCUCUUUUGACUUCUAACAGAUAUUAUGUUUUGAUGAACAUGUACAUGUAGGGUAAUACCAAAGAUUUUCUACUUACAUUAUAUUAUAUCAAAAAUUAAUAAUUAACUUUACCCCACACCCUUAAAUUGCUCCUUUUAUGAUACAGGAAACUUUCAUCAAAACAUAUACUUUAGGUUUCUACCAGCCUUUAAAUUUAGUAGUCAAGCUUUCAUCUACUCUUGUGGAAGUUCUCAAGCCAAGUGAUUCCUUCACACAGUUUCUUGUUUGUAGGAGUAGUGC